AUUGUCACCCUAUAAACACACCCUUUGCUCAGUAUAGAGACCCUCUCGGCCACGUUCUCUCGUACAAAACACGACUGAAAUAAAUAUUUAGAUAGAUUAGAUGCAACAAAUUUAUAUUUGACAAUAACAUAUCUGUAUUCUGUUAUAAAUAAUUGCAAGCAUAUCAAAUUAUCUGAGCGUUUGAAAAUUACGCUUAGAUAUUACAAAAAUUUUGUUAUUGGUUUUGCAAAAGUCAACUGUGAUAUUUCAGUGAACGGUUUGUGAUGUGAUAAUUUUGUUAUAGAAGAUACGAAGAGACAUUUCUCUUUAUUGAUAAGGAAUGGGAGAAAGGAGGUAGUUGUCAGGCGAGGUGCCGGCGUAUAUGGGCAGUCUACCAGACUUGACGGAGCGCUCGCGUCCGUCGCCGGUCGGACGGACCGCCUCGCGGACGGUGUCCGACCCUCAUCGCCACCGCGCCGUCAUACCUCAGAUUCCAGUGAGCACGAUUUGCAAGAAAGAAUGGCUGUGGAAGAAACCGAAAACACCAUCGAGAGUGGCACAACCGGCUGUCGUCCCUCGGAGGAGGGAUUCCGCGGCAUCUUCCCUCGGUGCAGCAUCUGUUCGGAAGCUCCUUACCAGACAGCCACCGAAAGUGCCCAAACCAAUCGUCAACCGCUUUACUCUCCUCUGUCUAUCAAGCGGACUUUGUGCGACAGCCUUAUUACCUUUCACAGCAUUCGCCGGUGCAGAAGCCGCUGCCAUGCCUCUCGCUCUAAUGCACUCCAUAGCUGCCGUUAUUGCGCCUUUCUCUCCUUUAAUCCUUCAAAAAUUAGGAGCACGAAUUGUUAUAACUAUAGCCCAUAUAUUGGUCUUUAUUCUGAUCACUGCACAUACAGUAGCGACGCCAUUAUCAUGGUACGGUGUCUGUGUGGGUGGGUGGAGCUGUGCUUGGAGAGCCUUGUUCGGUGCAGGCUGUUUACAGGCACUGGCGGCGGCAACGCUGAGCAUGGCGGCUGCACGGGGGCGGCGCGGCGCUCUAGCGGCGGGCGGAGCGGCGGCGCACGCGUCGCUGAUGUUGGCGCUGCUGCGGUGGAGGGCCGCGCGCACAGACCUCGCAUUGCCAGCUGUCGCCGCCGCCGCUUGGGGUGCCUGCGCCGCGCUCUGGGACGUACUGCAGGUGGGCGCGUGCGUGGGCGGCGCGGGGUGGCGCGGACCGUGGGCGGCGACGCUGGGCGCGCGCCACGUAGGCCUGGCGGCGGCGUGCGCAGCGCGACAGUUCGUUUGCGUGCGCGCGCAGCUGGCAACACUCGCCGCCGCGCUUGCCGCUGCGCUGCUUGCGCAUGCCGCCCUUGAGCUGCGCCUGCGCCGUGGUGAAGCAGGUCGGCACAGGUCCUAGCGAAGGGCCACGGCGACGCAACUCGCCUCAUUAGCGCCCGCGUCUGAUGACGCAGCCGAGGACGGCGUCGUCGCCUGUCACGUCAUUAGCUAAUAAUUAUAUGAUGUGAUGACACGUCUCCAUAGAACAGUGAUGACUAUAAUCAAACGACAUGACGCAACUGACGUUUUAAAGCUUCAACAGUGCCACUGUGAUUCUCACACUAAAGUUUACACUUUUUAAUAUUAAGUCGGGAUAUAACACGAAUAAUUUUAUGGUAAAUAACUGCCUUUAAACGAUACGUUCUUUUACCCGCGAUCUGUAAUGCUAUUCUGUAUAUCUCCGCGACAUGUUUAUAAAAUAUAAUCGACAUAACAUAUUUUAUUUCUUUUUACCGUAAUUAUACUUUUAUAAAUUAUAAAGUACACAGGAGGGCACGCGAUUUAGCGCGGAAAAGCCAGGGCGCGCUACCGUAAACUAUUUUUCAUGUUCUAUUUCGCGCGUGUUUGCGUAUGUGAAUCAUGUCAUUUAACUUUCUUUUCUUUAUUCUAUUACAUAGAUUUUACUUUCCAAUACACAAUUAAGAUUUUAAAAUUAUCAAUAACUCUUUAAUUAUGUUUUGUUCUAUAGUCAGUGUCCGCCAUUUUGCAGUGAUAAUUAUUACAGACGCUAAAGUACGUACGAAAGAAUGCGCGAGCUGGCGACGCGCGCGGUUUUUUUUUGUUCUCUGUGUCUAAAUUUACAUGCUCAUUAUUUCCUGCGUGAAAGACUAUUAGCGCGUGAAAGAGCAUACGUGUAAAGGCAGUUAUUUAGGAAUUUAUUUAUCUCGACGUUUCGACUAAGUUGCACUAGCCGUAGUCACGAGCUGACUGGAGUACAGCGAUGUCAAUGUCGGUAGGUGUCUGUAAGUUUUUUCUGAUGUUCUAAUAAAUACUAAACCGACAUACUCACUUACGAAUUUAUAUUACUAUAAGCAUUAUUUAAAAAAAAAACUUGUAUCAAUUUCGAAAUUUUGUAAUUCA
This is a messenger RNA of Achroia grisella, 2376 nucleotides long. RefSeq lists its product as uncharacterized. Gene Ontology annotation, molecular function: potassium channel regulator activity. The coding region runs from base 362 to 1375 and encodes 337 amino acids. The record is from RefSeq and is a predicted model, not a curated record. Lineage: Eukaryota; Metazoa; Arthropoda; Insecta; Lepidoptera; Pyralidae. The transcript has 7 exons. Gene Ontology annotation, biological process: regulation of muscle contraction; regulation of potassium ion transport. Gene Ontology annotation, cellular component: striated muscle dense body; plasma membrane.